UGUCACGCAAAAGGCAAAUUUUGGAUGCUAUAUCGUUAAAAAGCUUGUAAACUUUAUGCUGAUGAAUUGCCGUGACAUUUUGCCUCAUUGCAUUAAUAUAAUACCAAUUUAAAAUUGAAUUAUUCAAUGCUCUAGUUUUAAGAAUGGAUGUUUAAAAACCAGUGUUUAAAUGGUUUUGUUUUCACACUUGUUUGGAUAAAGGCGCCCUGUGACAGGGUUUAAUUCAAUUUCAGUAGGUAGCUCAUUUCGUGUGGCAUUGAGCAAAGGCCAUGAGCACUUUAGAGGAGAGGCGGGCCGAGAGGCGCCGACGUCGACAGAUGGACGAAGAAAGUUUGGGGGCGGAGACGAAAUCAGCUGAUCAGGUACACGCAGAGGUCCAGGAACGGUUGGCAAGAAGACGCAGGGAACGUGAAGAACGGCUCGUUGCCAUGGCAAGCAGUGUAGCGACGGUGAACGGAGAAGACGACCUUGAACGUCGAAGGCGGGAAAGGCGAGAGACAAGACUGAGAACUUCUGGUGACACUGAUUCAGCGUCCACGGACGACUUCAGCUACCGUAGAAACAGGCGUCGGGGAACAGACGACGAUAUUACAGAGGAUACACCUACAGUAAACGACACAUCAAGUGUGCCAGACACAUCAGAAGUAGAUAGCGCAGCAGAACGUCGCCGUCGGCAACAACAGGAAGACGAAGAGGAGGCCCGUCGUCAACAGCAACGCGAGGAAGAAGAGGAGGAGCGUCAGAGACAAGAGGCUGAACGCAGAAAGGAGGCAGAGGAGGCAAGACGAAGACAAGAGGCCGAGCGGGAACGUGAACGACAGCGACUUGAGGAGGAAGAAAGAAGACGACAGGAGUUUAGGGAUGCAGGACCAGACUCUGAUUCCCAAGAAAGCUAUGAAGAAGAUCAGAAAGAAAUUGAAGAUGACAACAGACUCUUCAUUGAUGAAAGGGAACUAGAUGUCAAGGAUAGUUCUAAAAAUGCAAAGGGUGACACAAAACUUACAGAAAGCACAAAAGUGGAUAAAUUUGAGCAAACGAGAAAGUGGAAUGAGGAUUCGAACAGUAGUAGCGACCGUGAACAAAAAUGGAAUAAAUUUGAAACAGUAAUUGGUUCUACUGAAGGUGCAGGGGAUAAAUCUUACAUAAGUGUUGCUAGUGUUAAGGAAGUGAAUAAUAACAAGAUUCUGGAUAGAUUGAGCAAGUUUGAGAACCUGAAAGAUGAGAGUGAUGCAAGUGCUAAGAAACCUCGGGAUAUAGCUAUGCUAGUAGCAGUACCUGAUGGAUUAAAGGGUAAACUCCAGAAGUUUGAACAAGAGAUAAAGGAGCAAGAAAACCAGGCUAAGGAUGGAGCUGGUGCUAACAAAGGAAAGAAAGAGAUGUACACACCCAAGCCCCACAAGUUGUCCAAGAAGUUACAGCAGUUUGAGACGGCUGCCCGCACGUCUGCCCGUGCCAGCAAAUCUGCAACCAAAGAUGUCCAGUUUGAACUGUCUAAGAUAGGAAGUGCACGGGGUCGUAGAAAGGCUCUGUUGGGUCGAUGGAGCGCAAGCGAGACCCAAAUCAAUCGGACAGAGUCCAGGGAGAGCACUCCACAACGUAAUGUGCUGGAAAGAUGGAAGUCUACAGACAAACAAUCCCAGGAGCCUGAGACUAUCAAAUCACCAACUGAGAAGAAAGAAAGCCUACAAAAACGUCUGAGCGGAAACACAGAGUUCAUAGCCUCAAAAUACAUAGGAAAGGCCAGUAAAGGUGUUGAUGAAUCAUUAACCUUGCCAAAGAGUCCUGAACCUACUAUGAGAGAACCUUUUAUUAGAAGUGACAGCCAACGCAAUGAAACAGUUCAGCGAGCUUCACAAUUUUUCGAGCAUCAGGCCGAAAUUUCUCAGGAAGUUCGAGGAGGUCAAUCGAAAGAGCCACUAGGAUUAGAAGAAGUUAAUGCGAGACUGGCUAAGGCAAAGAUUGCUGACCGCUGGCCUUUUAAAGAUGGGAAUAGGGAGAGUUUGGAGGAGAAUAAAGUGAACCAGUCUAAAAUGGUCACUAGCAAGGACCAGCCAAGGGUCAAGGUCACUGAUAGGUGGUCAUUCAAAGGCACUGACCAGGGCCGGUCAGUUGGUCAGAUGACCAAUGGGACCAAUCUACAUAGCCGAGAGUCAAGUUAUGACCAAUCAAGUGUACACAGUAGCGAAUCAAGCUUUGAUAAAUCGUCAGACAGUUCCAGGCGACGAGCGUCACUGCAACGACAGGAGGAAGAGGAGGCUGAACUAGAGAGGCAGAGACAGGAAGAAGAGCAAGCAAGAAUGGCUGAAACAGAGCCCAAGAAGAAGAGGGGGAAGAGGAAGGGUCUGGGAGGACUCACCCCGGAGAAGAAGAAGAAACUUAAGCAAAUUAUUAUGCAAAAAGCUGCGGAAGAUCUUAAAAAAGAAGCUCUAGCAAAAGCCAAGGAAAAAGAGAAAUUCAUUAACGAACGUGUAGGUCCCCUCAAUAUAGACGGUCUCGGAGAAGAUGAGCUGCGUAGGUUUAUCAAGAACCUUCAAGACAAACUUGCUCAAAUCCACUCUGAGGCGUAUGACAUCGAGUUUAAGUUGUUCAAGCAGGACAAGGAGGUGGCGGACCUCACCAUGAAGAUCAACGACUCACGUGGAAAGUUUGCCAAACCAGUUUUACGUAAAGUUAAUAAAACGGAACAGAAGUUUGCCGCUAUAUCUACUAAAAAGACCGAUCAUUCUUCAGACUUUAGAGAAACAUUGAAAUCUGCCCAUGAUGAUGAUGAGGAGGGUGCAGAAUAGUAGUUCCCCUUAGCUUAGACCUCUGGGGUCUGAGGUCCUUAGAAUUAAUUCAUCUUUAUCAAAUUUUACUGGAGCGAAGUGCAGCAGACUGGAUGCGAGAUGUCAAGUGACCUUCUAGUUUGCACUGAAUAAAUUCUCUUCACUGAUUGGUGGAAAACUUCACCUGAAGGCCUGCAGUGAAUACAUCAUGGCUGAACAGUGGAGUAAAAUGAAAUUGUUACAUUUCCUGUAUCUUUGGCAAAUCUGUAACCUUACAUAUUUUCGUAUAGUCUAACCUUUCGUUUAAAAAAACCAAGACAUAGAGUAUGAAACAGUGUGUUUAAGUUGUUGAUUUGUUGGAUGUUAAAUGCUUCUUGUAUUUUGUGUAAAUGAUUGAGUCCGAAUUUAUGAAUAAAAAUAUGAUUGUGAAUGUUGUUUGAAAUGUAGCAAGCUUUGCUAAUGUACAGUUGUGUUUUCAUAAAUGAAUAUGUUCUGUUUUGUAAGUUGUUAUACAAAAGAGUGGGUUAAAUUUAAAAUCAUAUCCACAUUAGAACCUAAAAUGUAUAUUCAUGUUUAGGAUAAAAGACAAACUCAGUAUUUUGCUAACACUACAUUCACCAUCAUUUCAAAAACCACUGGCAAAAUUUCAAACUGUGUAUGAUUCAUUAAAUAUUAUUUGGAUGUAUAGAUGUUAUUAUAUUAAUUGAUAUAUACUUUAUGCCAUUUUACGCCAUGUAACAAACUGCAUAUUGCAGUAUAACUACUUUAUUUUUUCAGGUUCAUGCAUAUUAAUCCAAUAUAAUGGCCAUGUAGAUAUAAAGAUGUGCAUAUUAAAGUAGAAAUUAUAAAUUGCAAUACAUUGCCAUAUAUGUUAUAUACUAGUCAGUAAGUUUUGAUAUUAUUUAAAACGCAAAUUUAAUUCUUAGAUUUCGCUUGUUUUAUCUUUUACAUUGAAUAAAUAAGUAACUUAAAACUAAAAAAAUGGAAUUAAUAUAACUUUUGAAGCAUUAAGAUAAGAAAGAUAAUGGUAAGAAAGAUUUCGAAGAAAAUUGAGCAAAGGCCAGUUACUUUGUGGAGAAAACAUAAAAUAAAAUUAUCAUGGUUUUAAGCAUUCUUCAUGUUUGUUUUGCUGCAAAUCUGUUGUUUUUAUGAGCUUCAAAAGAUCUGUUUUCAUUGUUACUCAAAAAUUGAUUUAUAUUUUUGUAUAUAUGUUGCUUUUAUUAUUCUACUACCAGCUUGUGUUACAUAUAGUCUACAAAAGUCAUUGGGUUUUUUUCCAUUAUACUGCUGAAAAAAAGAGGAAUAGGUUUUUUUGUUUACUAUUUAGUAUUACUGCUGUAGUCUAGUAAUUUUGCGAAAUCACUGACUCCUCAUCUUUUUGCAACUUAAAUUUACAAAAAAAAAACAAUCUAGAUUAUUGAUUUCGAUAAAAAGAUUCCUAGAAAAGAUGAAAUGAGAAGAAAACAGUCAUAUUUUUGAAAGGCUCUGCGUUAUUGCAUUACAUUAAAGAUGUUAAAAUUGGUUCUACAAAGAGUCCUAGCUAGCCUUUAUCAUUAGUUGCAAUAUACCCAUGUACCAUGAGCUUUACAAUUUAUAACUAUUUCCACGGUUUGUGUGAUUCUCGUAGUGUUACGUAUGCCCCUUGACAGAUUUUGAAAUAGUUAGUCACUGGUUCAUUGUUUUACUCAAAAUAGAAAGGAUGUUCUGUAAAAAAUAUGUUUAUUUUCCUAGCUCUUCUUGUGUGCAACGUUUGAUUUGGUUGAAAAAGGUUGUAGUGUUAAAUAUUAUAUUUUUCAUUUCUUACAAGUCAUCAAUCAACAUUAGAUAUAUAACUUUUUAUUUUCUGAUUUCAUAAAGUGAAAUGGAAUAGUUUGGUGUAAGGUCAUUUACGAAAGACUGCAUACAAACUAUUUAUUUAACUAUUGCAAGCUGUUGCUGUAAUGAUUGGUCGCAAAAUUAGUGGGUAUGAAAUGAACCAAUGAAUGACUUUGAUGUUUCAAAGCUGUUUAUUUAGGAUAGUUCUACUUUUAGCCAUACAUUUUAGUGAAAUGUAUAUUUUAUAUAAGACAGGAAAUUGUAAACAAAUACACAACCAUCGUCAUUGUAUUUUGCAUUUAAGAGUAUUUUUUCCUACUUGUCAGGUACCAUUGUUUAACAUACAUCAGAUCUUAACUAGAAUACAAUGUACCUCUAUGUAUCAUAUUAUGUUCAGUUAAAACACCCUGUAUAGAAGCAGUUAAAGGACGCUACAUCUUGUCUUUGUACUGUUGGAAUCUAUACUGUCCUGUUUGUUUCUAUGUUAAGCAAAGUGGUGAAGAGACCUCCUGGGCCUGAGUAUUCAUAAAACAUGUUAAGUCAUUUCUUAACUUAAGUCAAUUUACAAAAAAAUUCUUAGUGAAAUUUUAAGCAGAGUACAAGUGUUUUCAACAUUACAUGUACUUAUUUAACAUAAAAGUAAUGAAAAUAAAGUAUUUUAGAUAUUAUUAAGUUAUUUUAUCAUAUGACCAAUCAGAUACUCACCUUAGGAAAAUGACUUAUGUUAGGAAUUGACUUGAGAAGUUUGAUGAAUAUGGACCCUGAAUGUAAGCACAUUGUAAGGUGUGAAAGAAAACAAGUUUUAAAUGACAUCAAAAACAGAGGCAUUUACAACUGUGUCGCUUUCGCUCCUCAAUCACUAAUCUAACUUGAACUAACAACAGACAACUGUCACUAACUCCCAACCUCCUUGUUACACCUUAAAAGUUGAGCUAUUAAAUAAAUCUCAUUCCUCUC
Messenger RNA from Mya arenaria, 5537 nucleotides. RefSeq names its product myb-like protein X. Gene Ontology annotation, molecular function: tropomyosin binding. NCBI's taxonomy places the organism in Eukaryota, Metazoa, Mollusca, Bivalvia, Myida, Myidae. Gene Ontology annotation, biological process: sarcomere organization; regulation of muscle contraction; muscle contraction. Gene Ontology annotation, cellular component: troponin complex. The transcript has 21 exons. The record is from RefSeq and is a predicted model, not a curated record. Bases 270 to 2786 code for a protein of 838 amino acids.